Molecule: messenger RNA, 945 nt
Organism: Rhinolophus ferrumequinum (greater horseshoe bat)
Lineage: Eukaryota; Metazoa; Chordata; Mammalia; Chiroptera; Rhinolophidae
Product: olfactory receptor 9A4
Exons: 1
Coding region: 1-945 (314 amino acids)
Biological process (GO): G protein-coupled receptor signaling pathway
Cellular component (GO): membrane
Molecular function (GO): G protein-coupled receptor activity; olfactory receptor activity
Source: RefSeq, a predicted model, not a curated record
AUGAUGAGCAAUCACUCGAGUGCCACUGAGUUCUGCCUUUUAGGCUUUGCUGGGUCCCAAGAACUACACCAUAUUCUUUUUGCGAUCUUCUUCUUCUUCUACUCAGUGACGUUAAUGGGAAACUCGGUCAUCAUUGUGAUCGUCUGUGUCGGUAAACAGCUACAGUCGCCCAUGUAUUUCUUCCUCGGUCAUCUCUCUGCCUUGGAGAUCCUAGUCACAUCCAUUAUCGUCCCCGUCAUGCUUGGGGGCUUGCUGCUCCCCGGGAUGCAGACAAUAUCUCUGGCAGCAUGUGUCACCCAGCUCUUCCUGUACCUCGCUGUGGGGACCACAGAGUUUGCAUUACUGGGAGCGAUGGCUGUGGACCGUUACGUGGCAGUCUGUAACCCUCUGAGGUACAAUGUCAUUAUGAACAGCCGCACCUGCAACGUUGUGGUAAUUGUGUCCUGGGUGUUUGGGUUCCUUUCUGAAAUCUGGCCAGUCUAUGCCACAUUUCAGCUUACCUUCUGCAAAUCAAAUGUGUUAGACCAUUUUUAUUGUGACCGAGGGCAACUGUUGAAACUAUCCUGUGACGACACUCUUUUCACAGAGAUCGUUCUUUUUCUAAUGGCCAUUUUCAUAAUCUUGGGUUCUCUGGCACCAACAGUGGUCUCCUACACCUACAUCAUCUCCACCAUCCUCAAGAUUCCCUCAGCCUCUGGCCGGAGGAAAGCCUUCUCUACCUGUGCUUCCCACUUCACCUUUGUCAUGAUUGGCUAUGGUACCUGCUUGUUCCUCUACGUGAAACCCAAGCAAACGCAGGCAGCUGAGUACAAUAAGGUAGUUUCCCUGCUGAUUUCCGUGUUAACCCCUUUCCUGAACCCUUUCAUCUUCACUUUCCGGAAUGACAAAGUUAAAGAGGCCCUCCGAGAUAGUGUGAAACGCUGCUGUCAACUCCUCGAGGAUUAA